AUGACAUCGACGUCCUCAUCCAAAGAAAAGGGUGGAUCUAAGAAGGUGCUUCCUGUGCGCCUCGUACAACAAGCCCUCAUUGUUCUUAUCCAGCAUCAUUGUGUUCUGCAUUCACGCCCAGCCAAUGACUCGGUCAUGAGUGGCGAAGAGUAUUUUGAAAUUCACACAGACGAAGUCUUGUGUCGACUGCGAUUUGGAACAUACUUGUAUCUCGCUAAAGAAUGGGGUGGGAAAGAUGCACAGGACAUUGUUCGACUCCUCUUAUACCAUGGGCAGAUGCGAGCUGGUGAUGUGAUUGAUACACUUGCAUGCACAAGCAGUACACCAUCACAUGCUUUUGGCGAUUUGUCCACGUCCCAGCAUGCAGGUCUCGAUGCGCAGCGCGCUGCAGAAAUCCGGGCUCGGCUUGUCAGAAUGCUUCAAGAGUCGCUGGUCCGUCCUAGCACUCCUAUCCAGCACGUGUCGCCCCAAGACCGGCAACUCGCUCUCGAACUCAUGUUAAGAAAGUCGCGAAAGGGUAUUCCGACGACAAAAUCGCUACGAGAAAUCAAGGGAAAAGUUGCAUCAAUUAUCCAUGAAGAGGACCGCCGGGAUUGGGAAGGCGCUACAGACAAUGCUGACGAUCUGCGACUCGGUCUCAUCCAUAAGCCUACAAGUGAUCCUAGCCGAGACAAGCGCGCGAAACGUCGAUCUAAUACAGACGUAAGCGCCGCCCGCGACACUGUGGAUAUUGACCCUGAGGUCUGGCUUCGCGUGCACUAUGAUUUUUUCCACAUUCGCAUGCGGAAUACGAUUAUCACUCGUGCUGUGUCAAACAAGUACAAUGCUGUGACGGGUGACGUAAUGCGCUACAUGCUCGAUGCCGAUCGACCAGGGAUCGCGCCAUGUGAAAGAGACGAACGUUCACGGCCUAUUUCUGUCACAGCACUUGCACAUCGAAUCCCCUCAGAUGCACGAAUUCAACGAGGUUUGGAUCGGCGUUCAAUCAUGGGACACAACGAGUCGUCCAACAAGACGAGCACCCCAUCAACAUCCGAGCUGGUUGCUGAAUAUGUUGCAAUUCUAUCCUGCAAUGACAGCAUUUCGUCAACGGUUCGCCGAACACGUUUCUUGGCUCCAUGCAGCUCAGGUACUAUGACCAGUGCUGGUGGCGGCACGCGUGUGUCGACGACAUUUUCUGUCGAAUAUGUCAACAUCGUUGAGCGAAUACAGCUGCGCAUGAUUCGUGAUGUGGUAGUCGAGCGUUUUGGUUCGAUGGCCGGUCGUAUCUUCACGAUCCUCGUGGAAAAGGGCAAACUUGAAGAAAAACACAUAUCAAAGGUUGGACUCAUUUCCAUGAGCGAGACAAGAGAUAUAUGCUCGCGUCUCUUUGCUGCAUCAAUUUUGAGUCUACAAGAGGUUCCUAAAAGCAAUGAACGAAAUCCACAGCGCACAUUCUUUCUGUGGUUUGUGGAUGUGUUGAAGUGCAAAUCAUGGCUCCUUGAUCAGUUGUACAAGACCCUCGUUCAACUUAGCCGUCGCAGGCUUUACGAGCAGUCGCAACGCACCUUGCUUCUCCAAAAGUCUGAGCGUACAGAUGUUCGUGAAGAUGCCGUUGGCUUGCUCACCGGUUGGGAGCGCAAAGAACUCGCCUCUUUGCAAUCCGUCCAAGAAGCCAUCACUGUGGCCGAGACGCGGGUUGUACGAGAUGUUUUUCUAUUGCAGCAUUUCUCCACAUAA
Messenger RNA from Malassezia globosa CBS 7966, 1719 nucleotides. RefSeq lists its product as uncharacterized. Gene Ontology annotation, molecular function: single-stranded DNA binding. The record is from RefSeq and is a predicted model, not a curated record. The coding region runs from base 1 to 1719 and encodes 572 amino acids. Gene Ontology annotation, biological process: DNA-templated transcription. Lineage: Eukaryota; Fungi; Basidiomycota; Malasseziomycetes; Malasseziales; Malasseziaceae. The transcript has 2 exons. Gene Ontology annotation, cellular component: RNA polymerase III complex.